CCCAAACCAUCAAAUUGAAGAUUCUAAAUGGUGUUUUAUUCAUCAGUGUUUUGAAUCCAAAGCGACAAGACUUAAUUUUCCGUCCAACGGGUCACUGGUUUACAAACUCAAACACACACACAGGCUUACAAAGCGUCACCUUAUGCUGCGCUCUGAUUGGUGGAGCUAGAUCGAUGAUCUUAUCCCAUCCUUCGCCUCAUCUGGUCGAGUUUGUCGGGAAAUCCAACAUGGCGUAAAAAGAAGAAGACUUACGCAACAAAAAACAAUUCAAAAAGGGGACUUAUUUUUCGUAUAAAGGGAGUUCUUGAGGAUUGUGGAAGCUGGUUUUAUAAUGGGAAUUUUUUAAGCUCGCAGCUAACAAGAAAUACAAAUGACUUCGUCAGUAGCUUUUAAAGCACUAUGUUUAUGUGUGGUGUUAGCUCUUAUCCAAGGGUCCUAUCARCAAGAACUCUUUGAAGAUGCCAUAGAACUUGAAAAUGCUGAUCCMAUGCUUGGAGACAAUUUCUACUCCACWGCUGAGGAGAGAGACAUCCCGGGUGAUGAGACAUCGGAAACAGCAGAAACAACUCCACARCAAUCGAACGAUGACCAAGAGAGAUCACCARACAAAAUGCAGCCAGAGUUUUAUGACUCGCCAGGUAAAAGACCCUAUUCGUAUCCCUCGUGKCAUUCCUAUGUSAAUUCKGAUGGUUUUUAUGUUGGCUUGAACGGCAUUGAUGGAGAUAGCAAAUCUAAUAUGGAUAGAGAAGAACAGAAUAGCGCACCAUAUSCUGAAUCGAUGGAAGACACAGAYACUCCAGAAGAAGAAACAACAGAUUCUGAUCAUGUGCCAGAACGACAAAAUAAUUAUGACAACGAGUAUGUUGAGAACGAUAGCAUGCAAAAAGAAAAKAAAAAGGAGAAAAACGAGUUAUUAGACCAACAUGCUGAUCUGGAAGCAAAGGAUAKGUCGAUGGCAGAACAUGAAGAGGGGUCUAGUAAAUCGAGUAAAGAUGUAAAUGGUGGYGKCUCKGAUCGCGCGCAUGAUAUGAARGCUAAAGAAGAUAAUAUGUCUACGGAGGGUGUAAAUGUUGAGCAGAAGCMACAAARCAAAAGCUCAAAUAAACAUGGCGCGUUAGGUAGUAAUCAAGAAAGGAACAAAAWGAACAAAUAUGAUUCACAWGYGCAAASGMUAAAAACAAAACAYAAAGAACAGUUAGAGAAGGAAAAAAGUACUGAUGAACAAUUGRAGUCGAAUGAYAGUGAYAGUGAAAUGAAACACAAAWCAARCUCUAAAGGUAAAAUGGAAAAUGCGUUUGUUUACAUAGAUAACGCAAACAUCGAGAAAAAACCGGACAGCAGAAARAACAAUCAUGGUAUUUCAAGCAGKRAUAUGGAUAAAACAGGGAAGGAGUUUGAAAAUCAMAUUAAAGAAUCUAAAGGACAAUAUGAGGAGUCGGAAUCUKCYGAUAAAGAUAAAARGAAAGUAAGGAAGAUCAAUGAAGMAAARGACAACAAUGGUGGUCUUUCGCACAAAGGYAARCGAGAGAAGGARUUUGAGAAUAAGGAUCGCCAAAAAGAAGAUAUAAAUCAAUAUGAGAACUCGGAAUCUGUCAACCAAAGAACUGAAAUGGAUAAACACAAAGAAGAUAAGGCUACGGAUGUAAAGCAAAUGGAAAAUCCUUUAGAUGAUGAACAAACCAAUAAAAGCAAGAAUGAGCARRACRUUGAAMUGCCUGAGCAGAAAUCUGAGAAAGAAAACACGGAACAUGAAAAUAAAAAUGAAGACAGUUUAAAAGCAAAGACAAAUAAACAUCAUCGUAUUCAAUCUGGGAAAGAUUCCAAAGAUAGCGAGUGGCUUAACUAUGAUUCAGAGCCAAAGGACACUAGUGAAGAUGAGAAAAAUCAUAUGGAAAAAUCAAAUGAAGGAUACAAGCAGGCACCAUUAACGCCUAAUAUGCCUUCAGCCAAUAAACCUGAAGCAUCCUAUGAUAGACAACAUCRGAAUGAAGAUGCUAAAUUAAYAGYUAAACCGAAUGAGGCCCUACUCAAAGAUUCUGCUGAAAAUGAAAACAUGAAAAAACUUGACAGUAAUGAAGAUUUAGAAACUAUUCCAGAAUCAAAAGAUUCACAAGAAAACGUGAGCGAUGACAAAGAUGAGCAAGGUAGUGAAAAAUCUGCAAAGGAUUCUCCAAGGAAAGAUACAAAGAAAGAAGAGUCAACAAAUGUGCAAGAUGUAGUUCCUUUGGACUAUGCUUUAAUAUCAUCAGAACAAAAUAAUGACAAAGAGUCGAUUAGUGAACCAUCAAAGAAAAAUCACGAMAAGAAAAUCAUGRACRAUAGUUYGAAAGAGAAAUYUAAAUCUUUCCAAAAGGUUGAUAAAGAGGACAGAGAAAUCGACUUCAAUCACCAAUCAGACAAAAACGACAAAAUUCAAUCAACUGCUGAGGAUAUUAGAGCACACGAAAAAGACCUUGAAGAAAUGCUAGCUGAGGAAGAAAAACCCGAAGAAAAGMAAAAGCAAAGACACUCGUUAGAAAAUGCAUUGAAAGAACUUCCAAAUCACGGCGAAAAUCACAAGGAGGAGAARCCAAAAAACGUUUUAAUGACACUGCCUGAUGCGACRCCAUCAAACCAACWCAAAAAUGACGAGGAAUUUGAAAACAAAGACAGAAAGCAUGAGUAUUCAAAUUCAUACGAGCAUCCUCUAUCCGCAYUACCAGAUGCUCAUCCGACACUAAAAAAGCCCAAGAAAAAGGAUGACCACAUUGAUGAGAUUUUUGAGCAAAACCAAAAUCUGGAAAAUAUAGAUCUYGAAGGAACAAAUGACACAAUACACCAUGAUGAAAACAUGGCYACAAAGAGCAACAAUGGAGGUCUUACUCGUGGUAACUCUCUGMCAACCGAUCUCGAGGCAGAUGCCGCAAGUGGCAAUGAUGGUAGCUUAAAGGAAACUACACAAAAACAAGAUGGGUCACUCACCGAAGAGGUGRAGAAAGAAAAUUCCACGCCUGAAGAUUCUGGGAGUGCAGAUUUUUCAACUAAACAAAAAGAAAAUUCUAGAGGUGAAACAGAUGAAGGGGAAAUUGUUACUAAAAAUAGUGAUGCAACUAUAGAUGAUCCUGUUGUAAUUAUUGGAAGCAAAAAUGACCAGACUGAGUCCGGAACCUCAGAAGACGCAAACCAGUCCGGGAGUGGAGAAACCCCUUCCUUGCAAGAAGACAGUGAAAYYGAAARCAAAGYCRCAGAAAAUGGCAGYGGUAACCGCCAAGAAGAGGAAGACGAGUUCUCUGGWUCCGAUGACAACGACGAUGACUCAAGUGGUGCUGAAAGAGAGCGCCGUCAAGCCUUCACUACAGAGGAGCAAAUCAACGAAGCAAAGGCAAAACUAAAGAACGCCGAAGGAGCUUCAGACGCGCUUACUAGCAUAGAAAAAGAGAUGGGAUUAGAUCCAUCCAUAGCUCCAGAGAAAACAAAGCACCUCACAUCAGAGCUUCACAACGAGAUUGGUAAAUUCAAAGAUAUUAUUACCCAUCAGAAUGACGCGGUCAAAAAGUCCAAAUUUCAAAAACUUGAAAAACUUGCAGAGGAAGACGUUAAGGGAGCUAAUGACGUCAUGAAAAUGAUUGUCGAGCUUGAAGUCGCCAAAUACUUUGCUAAAAACCGUGCAAGAAAGAAGCUUGAGUUGGCCAUGAGAAAUAGAAUUUCAAAACCUCCAACUCAAAAUCAAUCUCCUCCAGAAUGGAAUCCGUAUCAAGGGAUGAUGCCAAAUUAUAUGCCACAAWUUCCGGAUCAGUCGUAUGCCGCUCCUUAUGCACCCUACCCUCCACCAGCACCGAUAGCYCCCAUUCCUCCCAUGGCUCAGGAACCUUCACAACCGCCUUCUCCGCCACAAAAUCCUCUUGAUGGGCGAUUCAUGGAUAGCAGCUUUCCUCAGAGCUGGAAUCCGCCAGUGUCAGCAUUCAUAGCUCCUCAGAGACAGCCUCAAGAUUUUAGCCCUUAUAUUGGAACUCCCAUGAAUUCAGCGCCACCAAGCWUGUUCCCAAAUAUGGCUCCUGUAGCUUUUGCCCCCAAAGCGCCCGUGAAUCGUCCUAUYCAAAGUAAUAUCGCAAAGGCGUCCUCAAACGAUGUGGAUAUAAAUGCACCGGAGCAAAAGCCUGAGCUUAACGAUGAACCACCUAAGACAAAAGUGGAAMAGUUCUUGCCAAAAUCGUCUCCAUUUGCAGGAUUGAAGCCGUUAUCUCUUUCAUCCUUCAAACCAAUUCAUGCUUUGCAUCCAGCUCCCAGCUUUAGUAGYGAGAUGAAGGGCCAGGCUGCACCAUUCGCAUCGCUGAAACAAAACUCCUUAWCUGCGUCAUCUUUACAUGCGUUUUCUGAUGAUGUACGACAACCAGAAAACAACCAUGUAAAGCAAUUCUUUCCGAAAUCRGCAUGGAUUCCACCGGCUCGAGUAAAUACCUUUUCAGAUGGUCUCUCUCACCUUAAUGUAAAUUACCAAAAGCCUUCGCCAAGUUUUAAGCCCAAGGCUCCAAAACCGGCUCCUCCAGCUCCUCCUCCCAAAGCACCAAAAAUGGGUAUAUCAAACUUAUUUCGUUCACCUGCUAAGCCAUUGGCUAURCAUCAGUUCCAGCCUGCAACACCUUUCCAACCACCAAUGCAACAACAGAACUACGACACAGCUCCAAGAUUCCAAGACGCGCCUCCUAUGUACCMUCAAUUCCAAAUACCCUCCCCAAUGGAGCCUGCAGUACCUGUACAACAGUUCAACCCACAAGCUCCUUACUACCCUCCACCUCCUAUUCAGCAAUCCACUUACAUACCAGGACCUCUACCACAGCCCCCACAGYUCCCCAAACAAGCUGAUGAUCAGGARCAGAGCCCUAUUGGCAUGAAUUUCAAUGAUCAACAGCCACCGCAACCUCAGCAGCCCCUGGCCUUCCAAGGUCCUCAAGUGUAUCCGCAACAAUCUGUAAGUGGCUUUAAUGCAUAUGCAAAUCCUGGAAUGCCUGUGGAGGACUACUCUUGGCCACAAGCACCUUUUGCGCAGGCUUACGGAUAUCAGCCAGCUCCGUCAUACGAACAACAGUUAGUCAAUCCCCUAUUGAACGAGGCAAUAACAAARAUACACGACACGAAAAAAGCUGCUCAAGUGGUCCAGAAGAUCGAGAAUAGGAUUGGACURUCUCCACCAGCAGUCAAUCACAUCAUUAAUGACGUAGAGAGUGAAACAAAAAAUGAGAAAACAGAAUUUGAUGAUGAGCUCAAACAAGAAAAAGAAAAGAUACAAAAUGACAAGAAAAUGAUGGAUGACGUCCCAGACAACAAUAAUCUUAAAAAGAAGAUAGAGGAAGAAGAAAAGAAACUCGAAGAUGUGCGAAAGAGGGACGAAAUUGCAAAGGUCAAACUUGCUACCAUUAGAAAGAUUGAGAAGAUCUURACUGUCAUUGAAACUGCCAAAUAUUCAGCACUGAAGAGGGCGAGGGAGCACCUCUUGAGGCUAAAAUCAGAAAAAGAUCCGCAGAUACGAAAACGCAGUUUGGAAGCAUUGGAGAGAGAUUUGCACAAUUCUGAGCAGAGGCAUCUACACAGAAGAAAUGAAAUCAACAUAUGGCUGAAAGGAUCGAAAAACAACAUAAACACAAGUCAUUUUCUAGAGGGAGAUAAGAAGGAGAAAAAAGAGGAGAGAAAUCAUAGAUUCAAGGAUUUCGGAUCACCUUCCAUACCCAAACUGGCUAUCGCUAAUUUCGCUACAAAGUAUGCCAAGAAGGCUAACAUAACCUUAMCAAAGUCGAUUUCCAAGAAACAUAAAAUUGAGAAACCAAAAAAGGAAAAAAUUGGCGUGGUUUUGAUGAAGAAGCUUCUUCAGAGAAUGGACGACUUGUACGAUAUGCAGUCGAAAAUCCUUACACAACUGAUCAAGGAGCAUCAGCGAGCUAAAGAUGAAAGAGAGCACAUGCGCAAUAGACGAAGCCCAAAGAAACAUCGUCAUUAUAUCCAUAAACGUCAUCAUGGACGUCAUAGUCGUCAUUCCAAACGAUUAAAGAAAGACUGACAAGGUCGGCCAUUUCAUUAACGACCGCUUAUAUUUUUAUAUUUUGUGGUCGGAUUCUGACAAAGAAACCCAUGAAAUCUAGACAUUUUCUAAACUAGCUUGUGACAUCGGUUAAAGACAAAGAGGUCCAAUAUAAUAAUMAUAUUUGUUAUUGAAACUGGGGCAUAAAAACGGGUUUACGAAUGAAGGUGAUACCUGAUAGACCGGUUUACCGAAUACGACCGUCGUACCCCAUAUAAACGAAAAGUGUACAAUAUGCUCACCAAGCAUUCCUUAAAGAAAAAAAUGGAAUGGGGCAUCUUCAUACAUGGCCAACGUUCACCCUUUUUAAUCAACGUUGGAGUAAAAUUGUUAUUUUUUUUCUGCCAUCAAUAUCAAUGGGGUUUCAAACUGGACAAUUAAUAUGUGUACCCAAACCGAGUAUGUCUACUCAAGAUGACUCUCGCUAUCUGCAAAAAGAUCCAUUGGACGAAAUAAUAAAUACAGACACCAAAGCUUACAAAAAAUAUAUAUUUGGGACAUAGGUUAAGGGAUUGGACAUAAAUAUCUGUAAACUUUUGAUAUCAACGAGGAUAUCUAAAAUAAGCUUAAAUAAUACAAGGUAUCUAAUAAUAUUAGUGUAUAAAAUUGAUUUAUAUCUAUUAAGGUAUCUAAUAAAGUACUUAUUUAAUUUGUACAUAGGAUGGUAUGUGUAAAUACAAUGUAUUAAAAUUGCCGUACAAAAUACAG
Molecule: messenger RNA, 6760 nt
Organism: Exaiptasia diaphana
Lineage: Eukaryota; Metazoa; Cnidaria; Anthozoa; Actiniaria; Aiptasiidae
Product: protein piccolo
Exons: 6
Coding region: 371-6031 (1886 amino acids)
Source: RefSeq, a predicted model, not a curated record